UAAUGAGCAACCAUGGGUUAGAAAAAGAUGAAGCAACUUGGCUUAAGUACAUCAGUAAGAUUAUCAGCAAGAAAAUGGUGGAAGAGCCUCAAGAAAGAUUAACUAUAGAUCUUACUAAAAAGAAUACCAUAUCAGUACCAACUUUGGAGAAGUUGCAGUUUAAUUAUGAAAAUAGCCAGGAAGCAAGAGACUACAACCUCGCGAAGACAAUGAAAACGGCCUUGGAUGUUUAUUACAAAGAAAUGCUUAAUAAGGGAGAACUUUGACCAGAGAUUGAGACUUCUCUUGAUUUGGAAAAUGAGGAGGCUAUCAAGGCCCUCCGUCCUCAAAGUGCUCUCACAUUCACACAGUAUAUGAAAAAGCACCCUGAGACCUCUGCCGAUCCUGUGAAGAGAAGGAAGAUGGUCAAGAGAGUUUUAAGAAAUCCCAAAAAGUAUAUCUACUACAAAGACAUAAAUAUCACAAGACAAAAGAUGAAAAGUGAGGCGAAAUAAGAAAAAGAUUUUAAAAUAUAAUUUUCUCUCUGCCAAAGAGCUUUUCCACCAGGAAAUGAACAUUGGUUUUGAAAAGUUCUGUCCAAAUCUAGAGGUACCAAAAGCCUUAAUACCAACUGAAAGAUACGGGAGAAACAAUACCAUUAAGCCUGGAGCCUUUGAUAAAUAUUUUCAUCAGAGGAAUAGUGAAAUACGAGGAAGUCUAAGAAAUAAAUCUACUCAAAAAACAAAGAAAGGGCUCACUUUGAAGUCUAUAAAUGAUAAUAACAACAUCUUACGAGUGAGAAAGCGGAGGAACUCUCAAGAACCUGUCAAAAACUUUGGGUUCCGAUACACUCAUCCAAAAGAUACCAGAAUUACUAAAAGGAGUUUGCAGCCAAGCAUUUCUACUCAAGCCCCUGCUUCAAGAAAGAGAAGCAGCUGGGAUAAUUUUAUUUUGAAGAUACAGCCUGAAUUGACAAUUUCAAAGUCAAAGUUUAUCAAAUUCUAUAAUAUCCCUCGUUCUUCUCUAAAGCAGAGGGCUUAAUUUUCAAUUAAUCCUCAAUAAAAU
Messenger RNA from Moneuplotes crassus, 1044 nucleotides. Lineage: Eukaryota; Ciliophora; Spirotrichea; Euplotida; Euplotidae. The record is from the annotation of a GenBank genome assembly.